Molecule: messenger RNA, 4225 nt
Organism: Pocillopora verrucosa
Lineage: Eukaryota; Metazoa; Cnidaria; Anthozoa; Scleractinia; Pocilloporidae
Product: triple functional domain protein
Biological process (GO): intracellular signal transduction
Cellular component (GO): extrinsic component of membrane; cytoplasm
Molecular function (GO): guanyl-nucleotide exchange factor activity
Source: RefSeq, a predicted model, not a curated record
CAAGGCCAGUUGGAGGUUGUCUGUUCGAGAACAAGUGAUCGGCAAACUGGUAUCCUGUCUGUGGGCUGACACGCUGGCUUUCGAUUUCGUGUCGUUGUGAUACUCAGUGCGCCUCUUGGUGUAAUGAAAAGACUUUCGUGGAUCAAGAAAUGCGAUGAUAGUUCGCACAGAUGACAAAAACUUUUGAAAAGCGAGGAUUAUGCGGUAAUUAAAAGCAAGCUUCUAUUCGGCAGGAAAUGGCUUGCGCUCAAAGGCGGGAUUUGUCCUACGUAUUUCAGCCAGUCAUCCAUGAGCCUCUCUCCAAGGCAGAUCAACAGAGCGGCAUCAAUGGAGACACAGCAGAAAAUGGAGAUACUUCACACAAAGAAACCAUUCCCGUCAAGGAUAGCCAAGAGUUUCAUGCAGCCAUGAGAGAAGCAUUUCAGAGUAAGGUACAGCACCCAAGGAAGGCAAUGUCACUGUUUCUAAAAGCAGGAAAAGGUCUUGUUCUUGUUGGCGACGAUGAAGCUGCUUUGGAAUGUUUUGAAUCCCUAAUCAGUCUUGCUAAGGAACAACUCAAUCAUGUGUUUACUGAAAAAUCCAAGUUACCAUCUUUAUCUCCUCUGGAAAAGGAAGAAAUUUGUAGACAGAAGUCUCUAAAUAGAGAGGACUCCUUAAAGGAUAAAACUAAACAAGAUGAGAAGGAAAGGCAAGGUUUGAUUACAUCAGAUGGAGAGAAGACUGAAUUAAUGAAUGGUUACAGUGAAACAAAUUCUUGUAGAAUUCAAGAAAAUGGACUUGUGACAACGAUUUCUAUUGACAGUGAUCCAGCCACAAACUCAGAAACAAAGAGUCUUCAAAAUGGCCAGUCAGUGAGAACUAAUCAAAGAGAGCUGGAGGCAUCAGAAGAUGUUCAUGUUGCUGAUGAAUCAAAUAUUUGUGUAGUGCAAGAAGAAUCUAUGUCAUUUUGUUCUGUUGAAACUGUUGUCGAGGAACACUCUAUGGCCUCUUCUGAGAGCUCUGUGUCUGAUGAUGUUAGGUUUGGUUCACCCGUGGAAUUUGAAGAAGAAGCAGUUGUACAAGAUUGGUCUGAAGGAUCAGUGUCCUGUGCAGCAGAGAUUGCACAAGAUGAUAUACAGAUGUGUGUAGUAGAAUGUGUAGAAGCCAUGCAAGAGGAUUUUGAAGUUGCUACAGUGGACAGUGAUGAUUCUCUGAGUGUUUGUAGUCUAGGGGGUUCAGAAAAUGUUGUUCAUACUCAUAACAUAGUCGUUGAAUGUGGAAAGCAGGUUAUUGAGGAGGUUCCUCGGAGUCCACAGGAGAAGGCACUAAUCAGGAGAGGAUAUGUUGUGACUGAACUGAUAGACACAGAGCAAAGUUAUGUUCAAGACCUUGGCUAUGUUGUCAAGGGUUACAUACCAGAAUUUUCCUCAAGCAAUCUACCAGUAGAAUUAAAAAAUAAAGGAAGAGAAAUCUUUUCCAAUAUUCAAGAUAUUCAUGAAUGGCACUCAAGCGAAUUGUGCAAUCAUUUGAAGUCCUGUGAAGAUGAGCCUGAUAAGAUUGGUGAAGUUUUUGCAGAAUCGGAACACAAACUUGAAGAACUAUACUCAGAGUACUGCAGAAACAAACCUAAAUCGGACUUGUUGGUCCAAAAAUAUGCGGACUCCUUUUUCCAAAGCUGCAAGGAAAGACUCGGCCACAGACUACAGUUGGCUGAUUAUCUUAUCAAACCUGUUCAGAGGAUAACGAAAUAUCAACUGCUGCUAAAGGACAUUCUGAAGCAUACAGAAAGAGCUGGAGAGGAUUGUAAGCAACUAGAGAGAGCUUUAGAAGUUGCCCUUCGAAUUCUCAAGCGAACAAAUGACAUGGUUAACGUGGGGAUGCUUCAAGGAUUCGAGGUGAAGUCCGAGGAAACAGGAGAUCUUUUACUUCAGGACGAGUUUAUGGUGGUUGAUGGAAAAGCAAAGACUAAAGGCAGAGAAAGAAGAGUGUUUUUAUUUGAAAAAAUCAUUAUAUUUAGCGAGCCAAUGACAAGAGAAGGUGGUCUUCCGGAAUUUAGAUAUAUGCACAGCAUGAAGACCAAAGGUAUUGGCCAAACAGAAUCAGUGGACAGCGAUCCGUGCAAGUGGGCUGUGUGGCUGAGAAAGCUGGGAGGUGCUGAAAUUUACCUGCUGAAGGCAUCUUCACCUGAUACAAAGGAACUCUGGAUCAAGAGCAUAAAGGAGUGUCAUACCAAGAAAAAAACUGGAUUGCUCAAAGCGUGGAAUAGAUACAGAGGCAGAGGCUCAGAAUCCGAUAAAGACCAAACAGAUUCCACUGAUGGAGGACUUCUGAGAAUUCGUACACAACGGCAGGGUGGCUCCCGCCGGACGACAUUCAAACGAAAGCCGGCCUCUAAGAACUGUGGGAAGAGCGUUAAGAGAGAAAGAGAUCCGAGCACUUCGGAGAGAUUGAGGGAAAACAUUAGAAAAUUCCGAACAGAAGAAAGAAUGUUAGCGGUGGAUCCAUCGUCUAUCGAAGACGAGUGUGAUGGUCUGAUGCAACAAACCUCAUUAGAUGAUUCAUCUAUGCCCCAGUCGCCCAAUGUGGAAGCAAGCGUAGAGCCAAAAUUGGCCGAGUUGACACCUGUGGAGCGUUGGCUCAAGCUAGAAACUGAGGAAAACCAGCUCAACAAGUUGUUACAUUUAACCAGGAUGAUUGCUGCGAGGCUGUUUCAAUUAAGAGACCGUGAAAGGGCGCUUCAACUCUAUAGCGACGUCGUAGCUACAACACUAAGUUUGGAAGAAAUAAGAAAACUUGAAGGAUUGUUUGCUACACGAGACCUCUUACUCAAUAAAACUGUGGAUGUGUACGAAGCAUAUCGCAGAGAGCAGAUAAGCGCCAGUUUCGACAUAGAAGAUUCGUACAACUCUCUAACAAGUCUUCUCAACGAAACAGCUGGAUUUUCCAGUGUUAGUAAAGGCACCACAUGGUCUGUUGUCUUGUACAGUAUCACAGCUGCAGCAGCGUGUAGAGAGCAGCACUGGCGCGAGGCGUCCCAAGCUUUCUAUCGGGUCUCCAUGGUGUACAGCAACAUGCAGGCAACCGCGUGUGCAGUUGACAGUUUGUUAGAUGCACACUGGAUGUGCUGCCAAGCAGAAGAUUACUUAACCGCCCUACAAUUUCUUUACAAUGGCUUCAUCCGGGCAUUAGCAGCAAAGGACUUGAUGAGAUGUCUCAGACUAGAACAGCAAGCGUUGCACUUGGUGGACACAAUUAAGUCAUUGGGCUCCAAAGUCCAUCAAAUGGUGAAUGACGAGGACGAACUAGACACUAGGCAACAGGUCAGCACUCAUCAUGUGGAGUUCUUGGUCAAUAUGAGCCGAGCUACGCGACGAAGGGACUGGGCCUGGUUUGAAAUCGCUGAAACUGAACUGCAAAAAUUCUGCUCCGGAGAUGGUCACCAGGCAGACGCGGUCCUCCAGGCUGUGUUUCUCAAGAUAAAAAAGUCAUUACCAGGCCCAUCAGAGAGUUAAAGUUGGAACCGACGAAAUCUCUCGAUUUUGUUGCAAACCGUGUCAUGUGACAGCGAUGAAAAAUGACGACGUCAUUUAAGAACAAGCCCGCUAUAUUUUGGUGUGCUCCUAUUACAUUAAGUAAAAUAAUACUAUCGACAUGCUUUGCUGUACUUGCUUGCCUGAAGUACUUUGCAUUCAUACCUUAUGUAGCGUUUAAGCCACUUACAGAUGUCGCCUCCGAGAAAGAUGAAAAAUGAAAUGAAACGUUGUUGCGUAUUGUUGAGUAACUGUGCUGCUACGUGCCCUCUGACUGGUCAAAGAUCUAUUGCUUACUUUACUAAACAACAACAAAAUUACAUUUGACAGAUGACAGGGAAUUAACAAUUUGAAUUAUUUUGUUAAGAAAUCCGCUUUGUGAAGAAAACAAUAUUUUGAUCCCUUUUGAGUAGAAAGUAAUUUCACUUCCUCCAAUAUAUUUCGUACCUCUCGCGCUGUGAUUUCAUGGCUAAGCCAUGAAUGAUAUUAAAGGUUGGACUUAUAUAAGAAAACCAGUUGUUGAGGUAUUCAAAGAAAAACGAACCAGACAAGAAGAAGGUUAAGAAUGACUGCCAUAGUUAAAAUAUUUUACAGAUUGACGUUGCAAAGAUUUUUCUAUAUUCCUAGGUCAUUAUUGUAAAUAAUUAAUGCUUGAACUCUAUGUGUCUCUGGAAAUAUAGUAUACAAAUUGAAUUGACAAAUAAAAUAUACCUCUU